GCGGGGCGGGGCGCGGGGCAUGACGUGAGCGGCGGCGUGGCGGCGGCGGCCCCUUAUGCUGCGGCGCCCGCUGGCCGGGCUGGCGGCGGCCGCCCUGGGCCGAGGCCUUCCGGACGGGAUGUCAGGCCCCAGACCCGUGGUCCUGAGUGGCCCCUCGGGUGCCGGCAAGAGCACCCUGCUGAAGAGACUCCUGCAGGAGCAUGGCAGCAUCUUUGGCUUCAGCGUGUCCCACACCACGCGGGACCCGAGGCCUGGAGAGGAGAACGGGAAAGAUUACUACUUUGUGACUAGGGAGGUGAUGCAGCGCGACAUCGCGGCCGGCGACUUCAUAGAGCACGCGGAGUUCUCGGGGAACCUGUAUGGGACCAGCAAAGCGGCCGUGCGGGCUGUGCAGGCCAUGAACCGCAUCUGCGUGCUGGACGUGGACCUGCAGGGCGUGCGCAACAUCAAGAAGACGGACCUCCGUCCCAUCUACAUCUCCGUGCAGCCGCCCUCGCUGGACGUGCUGGAGCAGCGUCUGCGGCAGCGGAACACGGAGACAGAGGAGAGCCUGGCCAAGCGGCUGGCCGCUGCCCGGGCUGACAUGGAGAGCAGCAAGGAGCCCGGCCUGUUUGACCUGGUCAUCGUCAACGACAGCCUGGAGCAGGCCUACCAGGCCCUGAAGGAGGCUCUCUCUGAGGAGAUCAAGAAGGCUCAAGGCACUGGCUGCUGCUGAGGACACCGCUGGCCGUGUCCUCCCUGCGAGGAGACGACGUGUCGGGGGGCUGACCCCCACCUACCCCACCCCAUUUCAGGACACCCUCUGCC
This is a messenger RNA of Sorex fumeus (smoky shrew), 807 nucleotides long. RefSeq names its product guanylate kinase 1 (gene GUK1). Bases 56 to 715 code for a protein of 219 amino acids. Gene Ontology annotation, biological process: purine nucleotide metabolic process. The record is from RefSeq and is a predicted model, not a curated record. Gene Ontology annotation, molecular function: GMP kinase activity. Gene Ontology annotation, cellular component: cytosol. The transcript is spliced from 8 exons. Lineage: Eukaryota; Metazoa; Chordata; Mammalia; Eulipotyphla; Soricidae.